Biomphalaria glabrata is the source of this 928-nucleotide messenger RNA. RefSeq lists its product as uncharacterized. Lineage: Eukaryota; Metazoa; Mollusca; Gastropoda; Planorbidae. Bases 119 to 880 code for a protein of 253 amino acids. The transcript has 6 exons. The record is from RefSeq and is a predicted model, not a curated record.
CAGAUUGGGAUUGGAUCGCCUGGAUCUAUAAAUUUAUGAGACGACGCGGUUAUUCCGUUGUCUUAUAAAAUUUGAUAUUUGUAAACAUUUGCGUUAGGGCCCGUCACUCUCACAAGCCAUGUCAGUGCUAGUUAUCACGCUUAUUGUAUUUAUAUCUGCUGUAUCCGCCAAUCCGACGGGGCAGCUGUGUGACAUCUACACCAAAAAUGUAACUGAAAUUGUUACCAAAUGUUUAGUCAACGAUUCCUCCAACUUGCUCCAGGCCUUGAGCAACAAAGAGUCACAAAUCGACGUCAUCUGCAAUCAAUUGGAAAAGGUCUCAGACUUGAUCUAUUGUAUACAAGAAGAUAUAAUUGACUGUCUGUCUUACGGAGAGGAGAUGAGGUCCAUAUUGCCAGAUAAGAAAAGAAUGUUGCAUGGCUUGAAGUUUAUUUGUCAACACAAAGAAGAAAUUGUUGACAACGACUGCAUGGCGAGCACCCAGUUAGCGCACACACAAUGUCUAGUGAGUAAAUUGUACAUUCUGAAGCAGGUCCAGGGAGAACCGAAUAGUAACAAUAUACAGCCAGCCAUUUGCAGUAUGAUCAAAGCUCAAGAAGAAUGUUACGACUUGUUCCAUGGCAGCUGCUCUAGACAACUAGUAGACCUCGCCAAAGAGGCUUACAGGAAGCUCUUCCAAGUAGAACGCUGUGACCCCAAUCACUACAUCUCAACGGAAAACUCUAAUGAGGCUAUGAAGCAUCUACUGCGCAGCAUUCUGUUACCCGGAAGAACCUACGGUCGUAAAUACCAGAAAGAUGAAUUACUGUUUACCCUCAACACUACGCCUUCAAGAACUGAACCAAAUAGUGAAAUCAAAGCUACAGAAGAGGCCUAUUAGAAAUAUUUAUGUAUACAUAGGCCGUGGACUGUAUCAAUUAGAAAAAUG